Molecule: messenger RNA, 1203 nt
Organism: Arachis stenosperma
Lineage: Eukaryota; Viridiplantae; Streptophyta; Magnoliopsida; Fabales; Fabaceae
Product: phosphatidylinositol 4-phosphate 5-kinase 3-like
Exons: 10
Coding region: 1-1203 (400 amino acids)
Biological process (GO): phosphatidylinositol metabolic process
Molecular function (GO): protein binding; phosphatidylinositol kinase activity
Source: RefSeq, a predicted model, not a curated record
AUGAACGAUGCUGCAGAACAAUGCCUGAGUUCGAACCAUGGGAGAGCUCAGGUAUCUCAGAUCGAUGCCUGUGCUGGUUCUGAAAAAGCUGCGGCUCUUAGGAAGCUAUUCAAGGUGGAUCUAGCUGAUUACAUGUUAUCCAUAUGCGGAAAUGAAGUUCUUCGUGAACUUUGCUCCCCCGGAAAAAGUGGAAGCUUCUUUUACUUGACGAAUGACGACUGCUACAUGAUUAAGACAAUGAAGAAAGUUGAAGUAAAAGCUCUCUUGAGAAUGCUUCCUGCCUACUAUACUCAUUUUCGAACCUAUCAAAAUACAAUGGUGACAAAGUAUUAUGGUUUGCAUUAUGUCAAAUUAAUUGGACAUAUCCAAAGGAAGGGAUCUUCGCUUGGUCGUACAACCAAUAAGCCUGAGACUGAGCUUAGUGAAACAACUAUCCUUAAGGAUCUUGAUCUAAACUUUAUAUUCCGGCUGCAACCGUCUCGAUUUGAAGAAUUCUGCAGUCAAAUUGAUAGAGACUGUGAGCUUCUAGAACAAGAGGGAAUUAUGGACUAUAGUUUAUUAGUAGGUAUUCAUUUUAGACAUAUAUCACCAGAUGGGGAACUUGUUCCUUGUGGAUCUGAGAAUCUUAUUGGAAAAGCCAAAAAGUUAAGGGGUAGUGGCAAAUCCAAUAAUCAUCAACAUCAUCAUCACUUGCAAGUAGUUCACAAGGAAACUGAGUUAGAUGCAAUGCAAGCAGAGAGGUGCCAUGUGCUAACUUAUGAGGAUGGAGAAGGGGACUUGAUUAUGAUUGGAGAUGUGCCUUGGGACAUAUUGUAUGACAAACGAUUUAAUGCCUUUCAUUAUCUGGUCUCUGAUGAAGAUGCACCUAAUUAUCGGUCAAUUAUACAGAACCCAAUGGAUAUGGCUACUGUGCUGCAUCAUGUUGAUAAUGGUCAUUAUAUCACAUGUGCAAGGAUUUUUAUACUCCUGAACACCCAACCCUUCCGAUCUGAACCUCUCCACCAUCGCCGUUCACCGCCGCCGUUCACCACUGCUCACCGACACCGCCAGAUCCCUUCUAUCUCACAGGCAUUCGUCGAUCUCCAUCUCUAUCGCCCGUCGUUAGCGCCCCCUAUUUCUGCCUCCAACAGCAGUGUCGCCGCCGUCUCUCACGUUCUAAGCCUCCGUGACCCUGUGUUUGCCGCCUCCGAUCCACCAGCGUAG